This is a messenger RNA of Priapulus caudatus, 360 nucleotides long. Its product is annotated as interactor protein for cytohesin exchange factors 1-like. The record is from RefSeq and is a predicted model, not a curated record. NCBI's taxonomy places the organism in Eukaryota, Metazoa, Priapulida, Priapulimorpha, Priapulimorphida, Priapulidae. The transcript has 5 exons. Bases 1 to 360 code for a protein of 119 amino acids.
AUGUUUCUGUGUGACAGGGAUCUCAACCUGUCACCGUCACCUUGUCAACAAGGGGAUCGCCGCAUCUCGUGUCAGGACCUGGGUAACGGUGAAUGCGAAGGAUGGCUGCACAGAAGGCGACCGGUUGUGUCGCUGCUGCAGCCCAGCAAGUGGAUGAAGCGAUGGUGCGUGCUGAAAGAUAGCAACAUGUUCUGCUACAAGUGCAAAGAUGACAUCGCGGCGGAUUCCGUCAUCUUCCUUCCGGGGUUCAACGUGUCGCCAGCUCCCGAGAUCAAGACCAAGAAGUCUGCUUUUAAGAUUCACCACAAGGGUGCAGCAUUCUACUUUGCCUCUGAUCGACAAUCCGACUUGAGCAAGUAA